This is a messenger RNA of Dinoponera quadriceps, 2760 nucleotides long. RefSeq names its product protein dopey-1 homolog. Gene Ontology annotation, biological process: Golgi to endosome transport. Lineage: Eukaryota; Metazoa; Arthropoda; Insecta; Hymenoptera; Formicidae. The transcript has 10 exons. The record is from RefSeq and is a predicted model, not a curated record. Bases 122 to 1837 code for a protein of 571 amino acids. Gene Ontology annotation, cellular component: trans-Golgi network; endosome.
AGGAACAAUGACGUGAAAGAGCAGGCGAUAGUUAUUUGCUUAGUUUCAUAACAAAUGCCUCUCUAAGUCGGAAUACGUUUGUACACAGGUGCUUCCGGAAGCCUGCCCCAACCAGCAAGUGAUGGUUCAUCUAGUUAGUGCGAUCCGCGUAAUGCCUAUUGACACCUUAGUACAUACUGUGCAUCAAGUAGUGAAGACACCACCGCCGAUACACGGUAUCAAACAAGACUUCUCGUUGGAAGUCUCGGUGCUAGAACUACUUUACGUGUACAUGCAAAGUAACACGUCACAGUCGCUCAUCGAGUCUUGGGCGUCCUUGCUCAGUCUGCUGAAGGACGGCCUAUCGUUAACUGCGCCUGCGCAAUUCCUCUUGCUGGCUAUAUUGAACGAGUAUGUACAAAAGUGUCCGCCGAUGCAGGAAAAAAAAGACAUCAAGGAUCUGCAAGACGUAUCUGCGAAGCUGAUCGAGUCGUGCUCGCAAAUAGCCGGCGCGUGUUUGGAGCAAACGACGUGGUUGAGAAGGAACCUUGCCGUCCGAGAAGACGUUUUCGAAGUGGUGGAAGGCUCCUCGGAAGGUAAAGAAGGAAAGAAUGGUGCUGUGACACCCGGAACCCCGCCCAACGCGGCGUACAGCGUUCAGGCUCAAGCGGUAUUAGCGGAAAUACUCGCGCCACUGUUGGACGUUAGUUACGGCUCGCAGGAGAAAGAACGCGUGGUUACGCUGCUGACGAAUCUCAUGUACAACGUCACGCCUUACUUGAAAAAUCACACGAUAAAGAACAUCGCCUCGUUUACCGCUUGCUCUCAACUAUUGGCUUCCUUGUCGGGGUACCAAUACACGCGGAAAGCAUGGCGCAAGGACGUCUUGGACCUGUUGCUCGAUCCGGCCUUCUUCCAGAUGACACCGGCGUGCUUGCCGUACUGGAGAACUAUAAUAGACAAUCUGAUGACGCACGACAAUACCACCUUUAGAGAUUUAAUGAAUCGCGUCUCCAUGGCUCAAGGCAGCGGGAUCAGUAUAUUCUCGUCGAAGGAGCAGGAAUACGAACAAAAGGCGCAGCUGCUGAAACGUUUGGCGUUCGUUAUUCUCUGCAGCGAGACGGAUCAGUAUCACAAGUACAUGCCGGAGAUACAAGAACGUUUAGCAGAUAGUUUACGCCUACCCCAAGUAAUCCCGUCUAUCCAGGCGCAAGUGUUUCUAUGUUUUCGCGUAUUGCUAUUGAGAAUGUCACCGCAACACGCGACGUCCUUAUGGCCGGUCAUAGUUAGCGAGCUUGUUCAAGUUUUCCUCUACAUUGAGCAAGAAUUGAGUACAGACAGCGAAGAGUUCAGCAGUCGUCAUAGCAGCUCGCACAUCAAACUUCUGUCGGCCCUGGACUCCUCGUGGGCCGUUAACGCCAGCAAUGGGCUGCAAGCGCACGGACAUCCCCACUGGCUACAGUUGCAACUGGCCGCGGCUAAGCUGCUAGACCUGGCGUUGCUGUUGCCCGCGCAUAGAUUACCGCAAUUUCAGAUGUACAAAUGGGCGUUCGUCGGAGACGCGGCGGCUGGGUGCACGGACAACAAUAACCUAUCGUCGGACUUUGUACCGCACAUUACGCGAAUCGCGAAAUUAAUGGACAGUAAGUACAAACCGGAAGGCCCAUCGCCGAAGAGGAAUCCAGGGGAGCUUCUGUUAACGUCCAACAAUGUCCGUUCCCUGCAGGACUUGCACCAUUUCUUCUCGAGCCUUAGUCGCGCCACGUGCGACACGCACGUGCCAGUAAAUAACACACAAUUGGAGACUGUGAUCGAGCAGGACUUCCUUGAAAAAAUGCCAGCUGUGCCAGCGAGAUAGUAGGGGUGAAGGGAGAAGGUAGAUAGUUAAUACCCCUUUGUUAACCGGCAAGUGUAAGAGAGAAAGAGAGAGAAGGAGAGAGAAGGAAAGAUAUACCGUGAUAAGACACCUUACCCUUUGAUAUAUUUGUAAGAAAAUGUAUAUAGAGAGAGGGUGUUUCACUUUCACCGCGCCCAAGCGUCGAUACGUAUUCACUAUGUCGCGUAAGUGUGAUAAUGUGCGAACACUCGGGGGCCUUCUUCUGGACACAGGGCGAACGCCGAAUAUGCCUUUCUAAUUCUAAGUUCCGCUUUUCUUACAUAGACAUGUCACGUGUUGUUUCAGCUCUGUAGAGUCAGAAAGGCGUAUUUAGCGUUCCGCAAUGCAUCCGGCCACGGGAAACGACACGAGAUCCGCGCUCCCGAUUAUUACCGUCAGAAAAUACACGUCCAUCAGAAGAAACAAUACUUUCUUAGUCCGAGUAGAUGAGAGGAGGUGCGAUGAAUUUGGAACACCCUGCGCUCGGAUAAGUGUCAAUCUCUCGAGGCGGAGUGAAGAGUUCGAUAGAACGCGCGAGAACCGUUAUUAGUUCUAUUGCGGAUAGAAUCGUUGUAGAUAGAUAAUAAUGCGACAUUUCUUUCGCGCAGUCGUUCUUGAACAAGGAGAUCCGGAGCGUGUAGAAUAAUAAAUCGAGCUUUUUGUUACUGGUUUUUUAUUGAUUAAGCUUUCGACUCGUCUCCUCAUUCGGUUGUGAAUAGUUAUCAGCGUGUAUGAUACGGCAAGCUAAGCUCGCUCGCGUUGACCUGCUAACUGUAAGGUUGUACAGUACGUGGUGUGUACAGUGUAACAUAAUAUUUAAUAACGGAUAAAAGGUCUUCCCGCGCUAUUCUCUCGACAUACGCACACGUCGUUCAUGUUUUUUUUUUUUUUUUUUUUUCUGUCUC